Molecule: messenger RNA, 513 nt
Organism: Aspergillus oryzae RIB40
Lineage: Eukaryota; Fungi; Ascomycota; Eurotiomycetes; Eurotiales; Aspergillaceae
Exons: 3
Coding region: 1-513 (170 amino acids)
Source: RefSeq, a predicted model, not a curated record
AUGGGGGGCAUCCUGUUCAACAUCAGAAUUGGUCCCAGCCCUCACGGCUCCGAUCAUUCCUCACUUUCUGACGAAGAAGACUCCUCCGGCGUGCAAGUCUCCCCGCCGUCUGACUCGGGAAGCCAUGACUAUCAGGAUCCUUAUGAUGAAUGGGCACACCUGCCAUAUCCAGACGAGUUGAAGCCAUCUGAUUCCGCGUCUCGGCCUAGGACGUCGCAUCGUGCCCGUAGCCGUCACCCGGUUCAUGGGUCGUCGAACGGGAACAUUUCACUCGUCGUCCUCGGCGCCAGCCUUCCCCCGAGUCUCCAGAGAGCAUGGACUCGGGGGACGAGUAUGACAGUCCUUAUGGUCGAGUAUCUCAUGAGAAGAGAAUCUGGCCGCCUGUGGCCCAAGGUCCAGGGUAUGCUCGCAGCCCCUCUCCAGUACCCUCGUAUGUUUACCCCAAUGGUGGUGCACCGCAUGCAGCUUAUGCACACCAAAGCAGUCACCAGCCUCCUUCAGAUCAGCUUAUAA